Acanthosepion pharaonis is the source of this 1662-nucleotide messenger RNA. The record is from the annotation of a GenBank genome assembly. NCBI's taxonomy places the organism in Eukaryota, Metazoa, Mollusca, Cephalopoda, Sepiida, Sepiidae.
AUGCUCAAAUCUUUCUUUCUUUCUUCCACGCGGGCUAUUUGGUUGGGUCAUGGAAGAAAAUUCCGUCUAUCCAUGUUUUCUUUGGCGAAGUGUACAAAGUUAGGUUUCGGUCGCGGGGUUUUCCGUGGUCUGCCCGGGGUGUUGAAUAGUAAUCAAUACCAAGUUGCUACAUUUGCCACUGUUCCAACUCCAAUAAGGCAACCCGAAAUAAAGCAAGUCAAGCACUUCAUCAACAAUGAAUUUGUGGAUUCUGUUAGCAAAAAGACAUUCCCAACGAUUAAUCCUGCAACAGAGGAAAUCAUUUGUGAAGUGGCUGAAGGAGAUAAGGCUGACAUUGACAUUGCAGUUAAAGCUGCAAAGGAGGCUUUUCGUCUUGGUUCACCCUGGCGAAAAAUGGAUGCAGCGCAGCGAGGAUAUCUUAUGAACAAGUUAGCUGAUUUAAUUGAAAGAGAUGCACAAUACAUUGCAUCUCUUGAAACUUUGGACAAUGGAAAACCCUACAAGGUAGCCUUUUUGGCUGAUGUUGCUCUUAUUGUCCAGUGUUAUCGGUAUUAUGCUGGCUGGGCUGAUAAAAACUACGGUCAAACGAUCCCUGUAGCUGGAAAUUUUUUCUCUUACACUCGUCAUGAACCAGUUGGAGUGUGUGGACAGAUUAUUCCAUGGAAUUUCCCUUUGCUAAUGCAAGCCUGGAAACUUGGACCAGCUCUUUCAAUGGGAAACACUGUUGUAAUGAAGACUGCUGAACAGACACCCUUGACAGCUCUGUACAUUGCACAAUUGGCUGCUGAGGCUGGCUAUCCCCCAGGAGUAUUAAACAUUGUGAAUGGUUAUGGCCCUACUGCUGGCGCUGCUCUGGCUCAACAUAUGGAUGUUGAUAAAUUGGCCUUCACUGGAUCCACAGAGAUUGGCCAGUUGGUAGCUAAGAUGGCAAGUGAAAGUAAUUUGAAGAGACUGACCUUAGAAUUGGGUGGCAAAAGUCCAAACAUUGUGUUUGGUGAUGCUGACUUGGAUCAUGCAGUUGAAACUAGCCAUUAUGGCUUGUUUUUCAACCACGGCCAAUGCUGCUGUGCUGGCUCUAGAGUCUUUGUUGAAGAAAAUAUAUAUGAUGAAUUUGUUGAGCGUAGUGUUGAGAGAGCACAGAGAAGAAUAGUCGGCGAUCCUUUUGAUGCUGUCAGUGAACAAGGCCCACAGGUUGACAAGCAGCAGCUCACCAAAAUCAUUUCACUUAUUGAAAGUGGUAAGUCAGAAGGAGCCAAUUUGUGCACAGGUGGCACUAGAAUGGGAGACAAAGGCUACUAUGUGACACCCACAGUGUUUGCAGAUGUGAAAGAUGAUAUGAAGAUUGCAAAAGAGGAAAUCUUUGGGCCAGUAAUGCAGAUUAUGAAAUUCAAAAAUAUAGAAGAAGUAAUUGAACGAGCCCACAACACGAUUUAUGGCUUGGCUGCUUCAGUUAUUACAAAAGACUUGGAUAAAGCUCUCUAUUUGUCUAAUUCUCUUCGUGCUGGAACUGUCUGGGUGAACUGUCAUAAUGUGUUUGAUGCUGGUACACCAUUUGGUGGCUAUAAAAUGUCUGGCAAUGGAAGAGAACUGGGAGAAUAUGCACUGGAUAAUUACACUGAAGUUAAAACAGUAACCAUCAAAAUUCCUGAAAAGAACUCUUAA